This is a messenger RNA of Papilio machaon (common yellow swallowtail), 697 nucleotides long. RefSeq names its product histone H3. NCBI's taxonomy places the organism in Eukaryota, Metazoa, Arthropoda, Insecta, Lepidoptera, Papilionidae. Gene Ontology annotation, cellular component: nucleosome. The transcript has a single exon. The coding region runs from base 103 to 513 and encodes 136 amino acids. Gene Ontology annotation, molecular function: structural constituent of chromatin; DNA binding; protein heterodimerization activity. The record is from RefSeq and is a predicted model, not a curated record.
CCAUUUCAACUUGGUAUGGUAGUGAGUGUAACUAUAUAAAGCCACACUUCAUAAAUCACUAACUAGUACGAUUGUUAUUUACAACAAGAUUUGACAGAUAAAAUGGCGCGAACCAAGCAGACAGCCCGCAAAUCCACCGGCGGGAAGGCGCCAAGAAAACAACUAGCGACGAAAGCGGCUAGAAAAAGUGCUCCGGCUACAGGGGGAGUCAAGAAACCUCAUAGAUACAGACCUGGUACGGUCGCGUUAAGGGAAAUUCGACGUUAUCAGAAGAGUACAGAGUUGCUAAUAAGAAAAUUACCUUUUCAACGUCUUGUUAGAGAAAUAGCUCAAGAUUUUAAGACUGACUUGAGGUUUCAGAGUUCAGCAGUAAUGGCGCUUCAAGAAGCGAGUGAAGCUUAUCUUGUCGGACUGUUUGAAGAUACAAAUCUUUGCGCAAUUCAUGCAAAAAGAGUCACAAUAAUGCCGAAGGAUAUUCAACUCGCAAGAAGAGUGCGUGGUGAACGCGCUUGAUUCGCACCUAUUCCAAUAAAACUUUAAUAAAUUAUUUAAGAAUAACAGUUAUAUGACAAAGCCCUUUUCAGGGCUACAAAAAAUCUAUGUUUCGAUGGAAUGUCAAAAUUUUUUUACAAAUCUAUAACAUCAACCAAAGAUGUCUAUUACCAAAUCAGUUUUUAACUAAGCUAAGCUUAAUAUA